GGCCGCUACGCUGGUGCUGCUUACAAGGUUCUGGAUACGUCAUGGACCUGCAUGAUCAACUGCUGGUCGCCUGAUACUUGGGGAACUGUAGUCGACUACCGCUGGAACACGAAUGGUAACGGCGCACCGAGCUACGGCUUUGUUGCGCACAAGUCUGAUACCAAGGAAAUCAUUGUCAGCUGGCGCGGAAGCACGAUUCUGAUGGACUGGAUUGAGAACAUGGUGUUCCUGCCCACUCCCUGACCGCUGAGCAUUAUUGGAUCUGGUGUUCAUAUCGGAUUCCUUGCUGGGUACAAGUCUACUGCCGAUGGUAUCAAAAAGAACAUCGCCGACCUGGCUGCAAAGUACCCCGAUUACAAAAUCGUGCUUACUGGCCAUUCGCUUGGUGGUGCUGAGGCUACUAUUGCAGCUGCAGACAUUGUUCUUACCCGUCAGGAAUGGGUGAGCAAGCUCCAGCUGUGGACCUAUGGAGAGCCACGUGUUGGUACCCCUGCGUUCGUGAACUGGCUCUCACAGCAGCCAUUCCCCAUCUACCGUGUGGUCAACAAGGGCGACCUUGUGCCUCAAAUUCCUACCCGGAGCCUCGGAUUUCAGCAUCACUCGCAGGAAGUCUGGUAUAGCCCCAAUGAUGGCACCAAAUUCUGUGGUAGUAACGGUGAG
This is a messenger RNA of Linderina pennispora, 660 nucleotides long. RefSeq lists its product as uncharacterized. NCBI's taxonomy places the organism in Eukaryota, Fungi, Kickxellomycota, Kickxellomycetes, Kickxellales, Kickxellaceae. The record is from RefSeq and is a predicted model, not a curated record. The coding region runs from base 52 to 243 and encodes 63 amino acids. The transcript has a single exon.